CUCGUCACGUGCAGGGGGGGGGGGGGGAAGGGGGGGGGUUGUCGGGCCGCGGCUCCGCUCAGACCGCGAUGGAGAAGGAGGAGGUGACGCUAGAGGAGCCGCAGGAAACCCGGACCGGAGACGGUCCCGAGCCCGCGGAGAAGCAGGAACCCGACAAAACUGAAGAAGAUGAACCUUCCAAAGAUGAAACGUCAAGUUUGAAGGACAAAUCCAACAGAUUUCAUCCAUAUUCAAAAGACAAGACGACAAAUGAUGACAAGAAGGUUUAUAACCGUAACCGAGUUUUCAUUAACAACAUCCCGUUUGAUACAAAGUGGCAGUUCAUUAAAGACCUGAUACGAAAGGAAGUUGGUGAUGUUAUAUACGUGGAACUCUUUAAGGAUGCUGAAGGAAAGUCAAUGGGUUGUGGUGUUGUGGAAUUCAAAACAGAAGAUUUAGUCGCAAAGGCUUUGGAUGUUAUGAACAACUAUGAACUUGAUGGAAGAGAGCUUAACAUAAAGCAGGAUGCUGAAGGAGAACAUGCUCGCAAAGCGGUGCAACGUGGAGGAGGUGGUUCAUACCAUGGUGGACCUAGGCCAGAUAUCAGUUCAUCAGUUCUGAAUUUGCCACUUCAUCUUAUCAACAAUCCAAACAUACCUGCCGAAGUCCUCAACGCGCUGCAGGCUGGACGAUUAUUACCAACUGUAUUUGUUGCUAAUCUUGAUUUUAAAGUGGGUUGGAAAAAGCUGAAAGAAGUAUUUGCCAUGGCUGGGACGGUAAAACGUGCAAAUGUCAAAGAAGGCAGAGAUGGCAAGAGCCGUGGCUUAGGGACUGUGACAUUCGAACUGCCGCUCGAAGCCAUUCAAGCUGUCGCUAUGUUUAAUGGACAGCUUUUGCUUGACAGACCAAUGCUUGUGAAAAUGGAAGCCAGAUCCCUUCCACAUGAUGACUUUUGUUCUAUGGCCCAGAUUCCUCAAUUGCCUAGUGGACUCGGUGGCAUUGGAAUGGGACUUGGACUUAGUGGCCAACCGAUUGCUGUGAAUGAAAUAAAAAUGAACAAUGCAAUGGGCAUCAUGGCAUCUGGAGGAAGUGGAAUGGAUGGAACUGCCUCUGGGGGAAUAAACCAAAUGGGUGGAGGAAUAAGUGGUUCCACUGGUUUCAGUGGUGAAAUGGACGUGAUGAAAAAUGUAGGAGGCUACGGUGGUGGACCCAUGGGAAGCAUGGGCAACAUGGAUCGAAUGGCAGGUAUGGGUACAGUUGAAAACUUCAAAGGAAAUAUGGCCCCAGGAAUGGGAAACAUGGGAGGAAUGGGCAGCAACAUGAGUGCUGUUGGCGGAAUGGGCAGUGGUGUGGCUGGAAUGGGAAGCAGUAUGGGAGAAAUGUAUCGUGCUGGAAUGGCAUCCAAUGCUAUGGGUGGUAGUUCUGAUCGAGAAUUUGGAAGAAGUGAUCUGGGUGUGAAUCGUGGUUUUGGGGAUUCAUUUGGUGGAAUGGGAGGUGGAAUGGGUGGAAAUUUCGGAGGACCCAUGGGCGGCGGAAUGGGGAACACUUGUAUGGACAUAAUGGCUUCUGCAUUAAGAGGUGGAAUGGGUGGAAAUUUCGGAGGACCCAUGGGCGGCGGAAUGGGGAACACUUGUAUGGACAUAAUGGCUUCUGCAUUAAGAGGUGGAAUGGGUGGAAAUUUCGGAGGACCCAUGGGUGGCGGAAUGGGGAACGCUUGUAUGGACCCAAUGGCUUCUGCAUUAAGAGGUGGAAUGGGUGGAAAUUUCGGAGGACCUAUGGGCGGCGGAAUGGGGAAUGCUUGUAUGGACCCAAUGGCUUCUGCAUUAAGUGUAAUGGCGGCUAUGAAUAGCAUGGCUGGAGGCAUGGCGAUGGGUAUGGAUUGCAUGGGGUCCAAUCUUGAUCGAAUGGGACCUGGAAUGGGAGCAGGGACUGAAAUGAAUAUGAAUCAUGGAUUUGGAAGUGUGAACACGGGAUCAAUGGGAAGUGGAUUAAAUGACCGUUCAAGUGGUUUUCAAAGCUCUCAGAUCUUUGUAAGAAAUCUUUCUUAUAAUUUAACAUGGCAGAAGCUAAAGGAAAGGUUCGAUAAAUUCGGUCAAGUAGUUUUUGCAGAAAUAAAAAUGGAAAAUGGCAAGUCCAAGGGGUGUGGGAUUGUGCGGUUUGAUUCCCCAGAAGUUGCAAAAAAAGCCUGCAUACUGAUGAACGGCGCAAAGAUUAAUGGGAGAGUGAUAGAUGUACGCAUGGAUCCCAAUGCGUGAAUGAAGACUAUGCCAUGUAUAGGAAGAUACAACUUGACAUUAACUUUAUUGUUUGUUUUUUUUUGUACUGAAGUAAUUUCCAACCGCUGUUAUGUUAUGUGAACUAUGAUGUCAUUUUAAAGUUUGCCAGCUCAAAUUGGAUAUUGACUGUUGUAUGUUGAUGUAAUUUCUGUCAUCGGACUGUUUUUAUAUAUAUAUAUAUAGAGAGAGAGAGUAAUUUAGUUGACACAUUUGGUCACCUGUUUGAAUGGAUACAUUUUUCAAUAAAAUGUUGUCUAAAUUUACUUGGAUUUUUAAAAUAAUGAAAAGAAUCGAGAAUUGUUAUGAAAAUCUCCACUUGAAGAACUGCGUGCAAGGCUUAUAUACAUUUCCCUCAAAAUGUAAGGCUCUUUGUAGGGAAGCACCAGGUCUCAAUUCAGAUCUUUGCAAAAUGUAACUGGAUUUGUUUGUGCCAAUGGUCUGUACUCUAUAUUUAUUAGUUCCCCCUAAAAUCCAGAGAUUAUAAUCCGGUGCUCCACAAACUGAAUACCAGAUACUUUUAAUAUUUUAGAAGAUGGACACAAAGUGCUCGAGUAACUCAGCGGGUCAGGCAGCAUUUCUGUAUAAAAAGGAGAUAUGUUUCGUGUCGGGAUCUGCCUUCAUACAGAAGGGGUAAGAAGAAGUGUCUUGGCCCGAAACGCCACCCAUUCUUUUUCUCCAGAGAUGCUGCCUGACCAGCUGAGUUACUCCAGCACUUUGUCUAUCUUCAGUAUAUACCAGCAUAUGCAGUUCCUUUCUACACACUUUGAAUGUUUACAUUGUUUCAGUGUCAAAACCCUUGUUGAUAGUUGCUUUGGUUUUGACCAAAACCUUUUGACGUCUUAAGUAUUACGCAACGAGAAUGUAGUCAUUUUGUACUUAAAUCCACUGAAAAUUUAAUUCCAAGGAUUUUUUUGCUUAAUCUCGCAAAUUUACAAUGCACAUCAAUGGUCAAUGUUGCGUGCUUAAACCUGUAUUGACUGGAUGAGUACAUUGGGAAAUUGCAUUUGAUUGAAUUAGGUGGGAUUAGUGCAUUUUUAAUAAAAAUGUAUAUAAUAAUGGUGGUAUAAGAGUUUACUGCUUAAGCGCACAAAACUAUUUGGAACCCUUCAGUGAGUAAUUUAGGAAUUAAAGUAGAACUGGUAAUCGAUAAACUAAUUUUGUCCUGUUGCUUGUUUACUUCCAGGAAAAAUUGGUCAAUUUGAAUCUAUUGCCUUAGUUCUCAAGUACAGUGCCAAGCUUAGUUCCAUGAAGGAUAAAACAUUGGUACAGUUUCAAUUAAUAAUUAAAAGUAAGCUUCCUUACCUUGAUAAACUUGCCUAUUAACUUUUUUUUACAUUAACAUUCUAUUAACAUUUUGAAUUCAGGAUCACUUGUGCACAGCAUGUGGUCUAAUUUCGCUUUUGAUUCUUCUUAACUCUUGUGCCAAAUGCAUUAAACCAAUUAUCCCAACAAUAAAGCUGAGGGAUAAUUUUCUGCUCAUUCUGUGAAUGGUGCUUGUAUUUGAAGAAUACGAACACAGUGGGUAAGUGCUUUAAAAAUUUUUUUUAAUAGAGUUUCAAACAUGUUACGUAACCAAGGGUGUUCAAGCUGUAGGCUUGGGGAUAAAUGUAGAAUAAAUAACCUGACCGAC
Messenger RNA from Amblyraja radiata (thorny skate), 3885 nucleotides. Its product is annotated as myelin expression factor 2-like. Gene Ontology annotation, cellular component: ribonucleoprotein complex; cytoplasm; nucleus. Bases 69 to 2234 code for a protein of 721 amino acids. The transcript has 21 exons. Gene Ontology annotation, molecular function: mRNA binding. Lineage: Eukaryota; Metazoa; Chordata; Chondrichthyes; Rajiformes; Rajidae. The record is from RefSeq and is a predicted model, not a curated record.